Aspergillus calidoustus is the source of this 1367-nucleotide messenger RNA. The record is from the annotation of a GenBank genome assembly. NCBI's taxonomy places the organism in Eukaryota, Fungi, Ascomycota, Eurotiomycetes, Eurotiales, Aspergillaceae.
GACCGGGGGGUUCCGGGACCGCGAUACACCGUUGCUUCGGCCGUUGAGGUGCCAAUGAGGGCUUCCAGCGCAGAAAUUACACCAUGAAAUUUGGUGAUGCUGCGUUAUAUUGUCCUAUCAGCGACUGGGUGUUUCGCACCAUGGAUUGCGGAAUAUUGCAUAAUGCGUGCGGGGAAUGAUGAUCCUCCACAGGCCAUCUAUAUAACAGUGUUGAAUUGAUGCUGAAUACGAGCCCUACAUGCAUCAGGCUUAUCCUUUACUAUUGUUCUUCAAUCCACAGACGAACCAUCGCAAUGGCGCCCUCCAUCUCUGAUACUCCGGUCGUUGUUCCUCAGGUAUCUGAGAAGAACCACCGUGAACCUCUCCAACUCAGCGGCGCUCUCGAAGGAUUCGACUCCUUCGACGUGACCCCCGUCAUCGGCCGGGAAUUCCCAGCUGCCAGUCUUGCAGAAUGGCUUCGCGCGCCAAACUCUGACGAGCUCAUUCGCGAUCUGGCCAUCACUAUCUCCCAACGCGGCGUUGUCUUCUUCCGCAAGCAGGACGGCCUCACCGACGAGCUUCAGAAGGAACUCGUCGACCGUCUGGGCAAGCUCACCGGCAAGCCCAGCACAUCUGGCCUACACAUCCAUCCGAUCAGCAAUUCCGCGCGUGAGCACAGCACCUCUGACGACGAAAUCAGCGUCAUUAGCUCCGCACAGCGCCAGAAGCUCUACCAGGGCAAGAGCACCUUCGGCCGCAGCGGGCGCCAUGAGUGGCACAGCGAUAUCACCUUUGAGCCAGUUCCCAGCGACUAUGCUCUUCUGCGACUGACCGAGUUGCCUAAAGUCGGUGGAGACACUCUCUGGGCCUCCGGCUACGAAGCAUACGACAAGCUCUCAAAGCCAUACCAAGCCUUCCUCGACACUCUAACCGCCACAUACGCCCAACCCCGCUUCAACCAAGUCGCCGACCAAAACAACUUCUCCAUCCACCCGGGCCCCCGUGGCGCGCCCGAAAACGUCGGCGAGGUCCUCGAAGCAAUCCACCCCGUCGUCCGCACAAACCCCGUAACCGGGUGGAAGAGCAUUUUCGCCGUCGGACACCACGUGCAAAAGGUCAACGACCUCUCCGAGGACGAGAGCAGACACCUGCUCAAGUGGUUUGUGAAACUCAUUACGGAGAACCAUGACCUGCAGGUGCGGUAUCGGUGGCAGAACCCGAACGAUGUGGCGAUCUGGGAUAAUCGCAGCGUGUAUCAUGCGGCGACGUUUGAUUAUGCGCAUCUGGGGCCGCGGACGGGACAUCGGGCCGUUGGGCUGGGGGAGAGGCCGUACUUUGAUCCCAAGAGUAAGAGUCGGAGGGAGGCGCUGGAGUUGGAGGAGGCUUAG